Pseudophryne corroboree (corroboree frog) is the source of this 708-nucleotide messenger RNA. Its product is annotated as cadherin-1-like. Bases 1 to 708 code for a protein of 235 amino acids. Gene Ontology annotation, cellular component: adherens junction; catenin complex; cytoplasm. The record is from RefSeq and is a predicted model, not a curated record. Gene Ontology annotation, biological process: cell morphogenesis; homophilic cell-cell adhesion; cell-cell adhesion mediated by cadherin. NCBI's taxonomy places the organism in Eukaryota, Metazoa, Chordata, Amphibia, Anura, Myobatrachidae. The transcript has a single exon. Gene Ontology annotation, molecular function: cadherin binding; calcium ion binding.
AUGACUGAUCUGUUUGACGUAAAAAUGUACAAGGAAAUGGAUAUCUGCACAUACACAGUCCCCGUGAAACUCGCUGACAGUCAGUUUCCGAAGAACAUUACUACAUUAAAGAUACAGGUGUGUGAUUGUCAAGGAGAUGCCACAGAUUGUCAGGAUAGAGAAGCAGUCGCAGGAGGCACAGGAAUCCUGGAGAGUCUCAGCAUUCUUGGGAGUAUCCAGGCACUUCUGAUAUUGCUAUUAUUGCUCAUGCUAUUUUUGAGAGUCAAGAAGGUAGUUAAUGAGCCCCUACUGCCACCGGAAGAUUACACUUCGGAUAAUGUCUACUGUUACAAUGAAGAAAGCGGUGGGGAGGAGGACCAGAAUUUUGAUCUUGGCCAACUUCACAGCGGUCUCGAUGUCCACCCAGACGUCAUACGUAACAAUGUUGCCCCAACACUGUCUGCUCCCCAGUAUCGCCUGCGCCUGGCCAAUCCGGAUGAGAUUGGGAACUUCUUUGUAGAGAACCUGAAUGCAGCUGAUAACAACCCCACCGCUCCCCCAUAUGACUCCAUCCUCGCGUUUGACUAUCAAGGCAGUGGAUCAGAUGCUGCCUGCCUCAGCUACUUGAACUCCUCCAACUCUGACGCUGACCAGGAUUACAGCGGUCUGCAAUCCUGGGGACCCUGCUUUAACAAAUUGGCAGACAUGUACGGAGGAGGCGAGGACUAG